CAGGAAAUCAGAUUAAUCUAAACAUCUCUUUUUUACAAUUCUAUUGAUUGUGUUUUUAGUGAAAGGGAGAAUGUCUUGGCUGGAUGAUGUGCCCAUUAAAAUCCCUCUGGGCUUCCUUGGAGAUGUCAAAGAGGAGGUAGAACUCGUCACAGCUCCAGAAAUCCUUGUGCCAGACUAUCUAAAGAUCCUUCAGGAAACAGAGUUUGAUUUCAGUCUUGAGAAGUGGGUUCUGAUGGGUGUGCAGGGUGGCUACAGUGUGCCGAAUGCACUCCACCCAAACAUGCCCUCUAAGGUGGCAGCAACUUGCCCUCCAUACUGGAUGCUGUUCAGCAGUCCUCAGCAGAGCAGACUGGCUAGCCGCUGGAGCAGUGACUUCUGGGAGCCCAAUCCUCGGCGACGCAGCCACAGUCUUAAUGCAGCUCACUUCCAUGUUAUGAAUGACCGAGUUAAGUUCAACAUUUCCAAUUCGGAUGAUGACUCUUCUGAUAAUGAAGAGGCUUCUUUCACAAGACCAAAAUGGAACAAUUCAGCCUUAAGAAGACAAGAGUUAGACGUGAAAGAUGUGCCCUCUCACUGCUCUUCACACUUCCUCCCACACCCACCUUCACAGUGCUCCAGCAUCCUACAGUGCUCUUUCCCAAAUUCGGAAGCACAAGGAAGGAACUUAUGGAAAAUCAAGAACCGUGAUGACUCAUUUCAUGAACUUUCAGUAAGCCAACAACGUUUGACCCUUGGGAACACAACUCCCAUCAUGCAGUCACCAGGCCUGAACUCCAACAUGCCCCUGACCCCUACACGGUCCCUUGAUUCCCAUGCAACAGUCCAUGACUCCUCUGUGGAACUGCUCUCAGCUCUCAGCCCUGAAGAACAGCAGCUCUUGGAGGCCGUGACGGAGCAUGGAUACCCUUUACGGACAGCCAUCAUUGCCCUGCAGAAAACAGGCCAUCGGAGCCCAGAGCAGAUCUUGAGUUACCUGGUGGCAUGUGACCAUUUGUGUGAACUUGGCUAUGCUGAAACUCAAGUAGAGGAAGCUCUGGAGAUGUUUCAGAACUGUGAGACGAAGGCCGAGGAGUUUCUCCACCUCCUCACUCAGUUUCAUGAAAUGGGUUUUCAGCAGAAUGAUAUCAAAGAAGUCUUGCUAAUGAAUGGGAACCACCGGGAUCGUGCCCUGGAGGAUCUCAUGAUGCAUGUCACCUGA
Molecule: messenger RNA, 1198 nt
Organism: Neoarius graeffei (lesser salmon catfish)
Lineage: Eukaryota; Metazoa; Chordata; Actinopteri; Siluriformes; Ariidae
Gene: ubap1lb
Product: ubiquitin associated protein 1-like b
Exons: 5
Coding region: 71-1198 (375 amino acids)
Biological process (GO): ubiquitin-dependent protein catabolic process via the multivesicular body sorting pathway
Cellular component (GO): ESCRT I complex
Molecular function (GO): ubiquitin binding
Source: RefSeq, a predicted model, not a curated record